Messenger RNA from Daktulosphaira vitifoliae (grape phylloxera), 3476 nucleotides. Its product is annotated as RYamide receptor-like. Gene Ontology annotation, molecular function: neuropeptide Y receptor activity. Bases 1637 to 2776 code for a protein of 379 amino acids. The record is from RefSeq and is a predicted model, not a curated record. The transcript has 12 exons. Gene Ontology annotation, biological process: neuropeptide signaling pathway. NCBI's taxonomy places the organism in Eukaryota, Metazoa, Arthropoda, Insecta, Hemiptera, Phylloxeridae. Gene Ontology annotation, cellular component: membrane.
UCAGUACGGUAAUAAUUAUAAAACUAGGGGGGCUAACUCACCUACUUUUUGAGUGGCUCCGGUAUUUGUUAUCAAUUACAAUUCGAAAUUAGUUUUUCGAUAAUGUUUAUGGAUUGAUAGUGUUUUUUUUAUAAAUUUAAAAGUGCAUAAAAUUAACAUUUUUGAGCAGAACAUUCCUUACAACUCUAUUUCAAUGCACGUUAUUUUUUGUACAAUAAGCUUAUAACUUAAACUUUUUAGUGAAUAUUUUCCUUUUUAAAUGUGAUUGCAAUUAGCUUAUAUAUCUGAUUUCGAAAAUAUUAAGAACAAAACCCAAUGCAGUAAAGACGCGGCGUGUGUAAAAUCUGAGUAAAUGAAAAACUAACAGUAAUGAAAAUCUCUAUCAUAAAACAUUUCGGCGAAUAUGUGUUAUUUUGAAAAAUAAUAAUAUUUCUAUUAUUACAACGACAAAAACAUUGUUAAAUGUUUUUUUUUUGGUUGGUUUUCACUGUAAAAGUAAACUGAAUUAUAUUAUGGAUUUUAUAUAACCGAGUAGAUCAAAGUAUUAUCUUUAAUUAAUGAAUGCCUGAUCUUAAAUUCGGAAAAAAGUGGAUAAUGCAUUUCUAUUGCUAAACUUAAACGAGUAGCAUUUUCAUAUUAAUAUUUACAAUGUUGUGUAAUAAUAUUCACAAAGUUAAACAUCUAGAAAAGAUGAAACGGUUUUAAUAACCAACAUGAAUAACAACAAUUCAAACAUUAUCGAAAUGACUAAUUGGAAUUUUCCUGAUAAUUGUACAAAUUCUGAACAAUAUUGUAAAAAUAGAGCUGGAUGGUCUAAUUAUGAAUUCAAAGUUUUUUUCUUCAUCAUAGGAUCAGUAGUAGUUAUUAUUGCACUAUUGAGAAAUGGAUUCGUGUGCUAUGUUGUAAAAAUUUCAGUCCAUAUUCAUAUGUUUAUUAAUAAUUUUAUCGUGAACAUUUCAGUUUGUAACUUACUAAUAUCGUUACUAUAUUUUCCAUUAUUAAUUUACUUUUUGAUAUUGAAUUACUGGCCCCACUAAGUGCAAACAUUUGUAUUAUGUAUACGUAUAUGACUGCGGUUGUUGUCCAGGUUAGUACAUAUACAAUGGUGGCCAUAGGUAUUAAUAGAUUCAUAGUGGUAAUAUGGCCUAUUAAAAGGCAAAUAAAUAGACAUUAUACCAAAACUAUAAUAAUGAUUGUAUGAUUUAUACCAAUCAUAUGCUUUUAUCCAAUUAUAUAUAUUACUAAAAUAUGACUAUCAACUUUAUGGUAUCAGACAAAUCUAAAUCAAUGGAGAGAGGAAAUUUAAAAAUCGAAAAUUUGUAUUAUAUUUGCUUUAAGAAAUGUUGUCUUUAUAUUUAGAAUUCGUCGUGGAAAAAUGAAAAUUUACAAAAUAUUAAUAAUUAAGUAUCAUUAAUCAUGCAUAUUAUUUUACCAAUAUCUACUUUAACUAUUGUAUAUUCGAGUAUUGGAAUUUUUUUAUGGCGAAAGAAAAUUCCAGGCGAAGCGAACAACGCUCGGGAUUAUUACAUUACAAGAUCAAAAAUUAAAAUAAUCAAAAUGAUGUUUAUUGUUGUAAUUGCAUUUAAGAUUUCUUGGCUACCAUUAAGUGUGUGUCAUGUGAUUUAGGUGAACAAUCAUGAAUAAAUCUGGAAUUGAAGAUAGCUCAUUUAACUUUUCGGAUAUAUUUUCAGUAACUUCGUGUCAACCAAAACCAUUUGAGAAGCCUUUAGAUUUGAUUAUAGCAAAAUGUAUAGCUCUUGUAAUAGGCUUACUUGUUAUAGUAAUUGCACUUAUUGGAAAUAGCCUAGUAUGCCAUGUUGUAUUACCUUAUAAGCAAAGGAUGAAAGUAAUCAAUGUAUUAAUAAUGAAUAUAGCAGUUUGUGAUAUAAUGAUAGCCAUUUUCCAUUUGGCAUAUUUGCUAAACAUAAUAUUCUUGAAUUAUUGGCCCUUUGGUUACAUUCCAUGUUGUGUCUAUACAUAUAUUUAUAAUUCAAUACUCGAAGUUAGCACUUUUACCAUGGUGGCUAUCAGUAUUGAUAGAUACAUAGCAGUAAUGUGGCCUUUCAAGAGUAGAUCUAAUGGCCGUAAAGCCAAGUACAUCGUUUUUAUAAUAUGGAUGUUAGCUGCAUUGACAUCAGCUCCAUUUUUAUUUUCAAAUGCACUACAACAACCUUCUAUUUGGUACCAGAAAUGCGGUCUUUAUAUUUGUUUUCCUAAAAUGGAAGGCAAUAUUGAUGGUUUUUACAAUGAAAUUUUGAGAGCAAGUCAUAUUUAUGUACCAUUUAUUGUGCUAUUAUUUACGUACAUUAGUAUUGGAGUAGUUUUAUGGCGUAAAAGAACACCAGGCGAAGCUCAAAAAUCAAGAGAUCAAAAAAUGGUGAAAUCAAAAAUUAAAAUGGUAAAGACAAUGUUAGUCGUUGUAAUAGCUUUUAUGAUUUGUUGGAUGCCGUUUGGUUUUUAUUAUAAGUUUGCUAAAGUUGAGUUAUGGGUAUCAAUGUGCACUUGGAAUGAAUAUGCACCGGUAACAUUUUUACUAUAUUUGUUCGGCAUGUCACAUACUUGUCACAAUCCAAUUAUUUAUUUUUGGUUGAAUGACGAAUUUCGAAGAGGUUUUUACGCCGUAUUUCGGAAAACGCCAAUACUUAGAAGAUCGAAAAUUGUUCAACGAUCCGCAGGAUUAGUUCCAUUGAAGGUAAAAAUAUCAGAUGCAAGUUCAACGCGAAGUCAACCAAGCGUCUCAACAAUAAAUGCAAACUUUAGUCAAUCAUACAGCUAAAUUAUUAAAAAUCAAUCAAAUGUUUUGAAGAAAAUAAAAAUUUCUAAAAUUUUAUUCCUUAAAUCAUUUUUGUCGAUAAUAUUCUAUCAUUUCAAAUAAAACUUUUAAAUGACAUCGGAUAAUUUUUUAUAAUAGUUAAAAUACAAAUUAUUUUUAAGUCAUAUGCCACGUAUAAUUUAACAUAACAUUAUGUUUAAAUUUAUGUUGGGUUACAGUGACAUAGUAUUUUUUUGGGAGUGUUUGUACAAAAAAUAUAUGAACGCAUAACAUUUUUCUAGUUAUUCUCAACUUGAUAAUUAUACUUAAUGCCUGAUUUGAAAAUAAAGCUGAUUGAAGAGACAUUGGCAUUUUUUUCUUUGGCGAGCCACUGUCACAAUAUUAGCAAAAGUAAAAUAGAAUUUAAUUUUUAAAAAAAUUGUUGUAUAAUUAAUUUGCUUUUGUAUAUAUUUUAAAUUUUUAUUUACUUUUUAGUGAGAAUUAUUAUAUUUUUAUGUGUUACAUAUAUAUAUGUUGAUAAUAUAAAUGAUAUAGAUAUCUUGAAACUCAGUUUUUGGCCAUAUACUAGUUUUCAUGCAUUUUAUGUAAUGCACUAUUUUUAUUAAUGAAGUUCUUCCUACUAAUGUACCAAAUGGUUUACAUGUUUUAAAACUUCAUCAUUUAAUAAAAUCAAAUUAAAUUUUAUUUAUAUUUUAGCUACUAA